CGGCGAUGACCCACAAGCGAAUGGGCAGACAGACAGAUGUCUUUCCGACCAUUUAAUUCGCGGUGCCUGGAUUGGGAUCUACGAAGGAAUGAAAGAUUACUCUGGUCGGGGUACCACGAUACGUGCGUAUGUUAUGUAUGCAAGUGUAUCUGUGUGUAUCUGUUUAUAUGUCAUCAAUGCAAAAAGGAAUCUUGACGAAACCAUGAUAUUGAUUUGAAAUGUGCAAUAACUGAGGAUAUAUAUCAUGUCUUAGAAGGAGGGAGAUGGAGGAGCUUUUUUGUGUAGACAGCGGAAUUCCACGCAUCCAAACACGUCGAAUCCCGUUUCCCUCAAGUCCUGUUUGUAACUCGGGUCUUUUGCUGUCUGCCCAUACAUAGAGCAUUCUCCUCAUCUUUGCAAACGAUCACACCAACCCCGACAUUUCAUUUAUUUUCAUAUAUUCCCUAGUAACGUAUCUUACCUCUUUCUAAGCGAGAACCGAUUUUAUUGCUCUACUAUUCAGCGAAAUACUACUUCGUUCCCGAAAGAAGAAGUAGUACCGAAGAUGUCGAAUACAAUCCUAGCAACACCACUGACGCUGCCCAGCGGCGUAGUCCUGCAGAACCGUUUGGUCAAGGGUGCAAUGGCCGAGCAAUUCGCAGACGCCAACAACAACCCAUCAGACCCUCACAUACUCGCAUACCGAGAAUGGAGCACAGGAGGCUGGGGAGGUUUACUCACCGGCAACGUAGACGUAUCAACAAAAUACAUGGGAGGCUACAACGACGUAGCCCUCUCCGCCUCCCCAAACACCGCAACAAUCGAAUCCUGGCACCGCUGGGUCGCCGAAGUCCAAGCCCACAACACCCCCGGAAUCGUGCAACUCGUCCACGCAGGCCGCCAAUCCUGGCCAGGAGCCAAACGCAGCUUCUUCGAAAAAUCAAUCGCGCCUUCGCCCACCCCUCUCGUCACGGGCCCAGGAAUUUUAGAGCGCCUCAUGUCCAAGAUGCUCUGGGGAACACCGCGAGAAAUGACGAUUCCAGAAAUCAAAGAAGCAGUCCAGCAGUUCGCGCGCGCCGCCAAAUUCGUGCACGAAGCCGGGUUUAAAGGGAUCGAGCUCCACGGCGCCCACGGCUAUCUAAUCACGCAGUUCCUCUCUUCCAAGAUCAAUUUCAGGACCGAUGAGUACGGCGGAACCCCUGCGAAGCGCGCGAGGUUUCUGAUUGAAGUCAUCCGCGCGAUCCGAGCUGUCGUACCUGCUACAUUCGCUGUAGGUGUAAAGUUCAAUUCGGCGGAUGUAGGUGGACAGGAGAGCCUUGAAGAGAACUUGGAGCAGCUGGGGCUCGUCGUCGCGGAGCAAGUCGACUUUAUUGAGAUCAGCGGCGGGACGUACGAGAACAUGCGCAUGGGAGGGCCUGAGAAGCCGAAAGCUGAGCGCACUAUAGAGCGCGAAGCGUUUUUCUUGGAUUACGCGAGUAUCGUGCGUGAACGGUUCCCAAAAGUCAUAUUGAUGGUUACUGGAGGGUUUCGGACUCGGAGAGGUAUGAUUGCUGCUCUGGAGAGCGGUGCCUGCGAUAUCGUUGGGGUGGGGAGGCCUGCGACAGUGUGGCCGCAUUUGGUGAAGGAUAUUAUUCUGAACGACGAAGUGGGAGAUGAUGACGCGAAUGUUGUUCUGCCGCCGAUACAUCCUCCUUGGUUGGUUAGACAGCUGGGAAUCAAGAUGAUUAAUAAUUCGGCUGAUACGAUGCAUCACGUUGUGAAUAUCGGGCUGAUGGGAGAGGGGAAGAAGCCUAUACAUCCAUCGGAAAAGGCUUAG
Molecule: messenger RNA, 1795 nt
Organism: Periconia digitata
Lineage: Eukaryota; Fungi; Ascomycota; Dothideomycetes; Pleosporales; Periconiaceae
Source: the annotation of a GenBank genome assembly